AUCUUGGGACAGGUUUGGAGCGCGGAAGACACAGAUUUUCUGCAGUAUCCUGUACGGGCUGUCGACUCUAUGUUUUGCCUUUACGACCCAGGAAACUCCACACUUUUUGUUUCUGGCUACGUCACUCAGCGGCGCAGUCGCGCUUACCAUCCUUGUCGCACAGCUACAGGUGGCUAACUUGUACAGUCAGAACAGAGCGCUGGUCCUUGGGACGUUAAGUGGACUUUUUGCCAGUUCGUGCACUGUGUUUUUCGUCUUUUCGAAACUGUACGAGCGUGGGUUCAGCAUCCACGUCCUGUUCUACCUGUGGACCGGCGGGGCCGUCAUACAGUUUCUCAGCGCCAUUUUCCUGACGCCGGACGAGCCCAUUCUCCCGCCGGCGCGGGGGUCAGAGGACACGUCCCUGGGAGAAUCCUACUCCGGCGGGUCGUCGGAAAAGUCGUCGUCCAACUCUGUGUACAGGAAGGGCUCCAAGGACCAAUGGUUGACCACAGAGGUGCAGACGGAGCCCAGUGCCCGGUCCCUGUACCUGUCUCCGGACUACCUGUGGCUGCUCGUCUGGCUCUCCAUCUUACAGCUCAAGUUCUUCUUCAUGGUCGCCAUCUUGAACCAACAACUCAACGUCCUGUCUGGAGACCUCGGUUCAUCAGUGAACUGGUACCUGAGCUGCUUCGCCAUCAUCCAGGGUGUCGGGCUCCCCUUCGCACCCCUGUCCGGUUGGGUCAUGGACAGGGGCUGCAAGAAGCCAAUAGCGGCGCCAAGCGUCUUGAUGAUGUACUACAGGAUACAGAACAUCGGCCAUCGACUGGCCCUUCACCAGGACAGCAACAGCAACUACAACUUCAACCUGAUCUACAGUCUGAAACACGACAGGAGAGCCCUGGAGCUCCAGUUGCCAGACGAGCACGUAGAUCAGAAGGAUCAGUCCAGAAGAAUUAAGAACUGCGCAGUUUCCAGUUUCCUCACUUGUUGUCUAGGUCUUGUUGUGUGCAUUGCAGACGUCAUUCCAGUCAUACAAGUCCAGAUCCUUGGGUUCGUGGCUUUAAUUGGCCUAAGAGGCUUCUUGUACUCUACGUAUACAGCGUACAUCACGAUCAUAUUCCCGCCAUCUCACCACGGCCGGCUGAUGGGUAUCGGGUACGUGGUGGCUGCCGUGGUGGACCUACUGAUGUACCCUGCGUUCCUACUGAUGGAGGGUGCCCUGCGGGGAGACCCGUUUUACAUCAAUGUUGUGCUGCUACUGCUGUCCCUGGUGGCCUUUGGUUUACCGGCGUACCUUGCGCGCAAAUGUCAAAGGUCAGCCAAUGGCAACCAUUCACUGACGCUGCUGCCCUCGCCAGCCAAAGUGUAACAGGUGUAUAGUUUACCGCCAUGCAAAACUCGAUAGAAGUUGUAAACACGGUUGCAGUUUUUGAAAACACACAGGGUAAAGGUCUCAGGCUUCUCCGUAUUCAUGGGGUGGUACUUUUAUACCAAGGACAAGAAAAAUUAAAUAGUAUUUUCAAUAUAAAGAUUUGUCUACAUUUUUUGUUAAAGAUGGUAUGAUGCAAUGGAGGAAUGACUGUGUAGCCGUGCAGGAAAAAUUCAGGAUAGACAAGAGUGAAUCAUAUCAUACGGGUGGACACAUUUCCAGAAGCAAACUGUUGAAACACAGACAAUCUACUUACGUUGGUGCUACAUUUUUUAGCUCUCUUCUUAUUCAGAUCUCAGUGUAAUGAUUUGUACAAAUGGUACAAAUGUCUAGUCAAUAGCCACCACCACGAAUGGCUAUCCAUACAGUCUUCUGUAUAUUAUUUGUAACUCUUGUAAAAUGUUGGUGGUUAUCAUGUUGUAAUGAUGGUGUUAUUAUGUUGUAAUGAUGGUGUACAUUGUUGUAUAUUCACUGGUCAUAAAAAUGGGAUAAAUUCGCAGAACUUCAAUGUAUAACAGUAGCUGUAUAUAGUGCUGCGUGGCUACUACUACUAGUAUAGUACAUUCUUGUAAUGUCGACACUUGUUGCAAUGGACAUGGAAUGAAUAUUCAGGUAGCUCGGGUGCUGUCUGAUAUGUUAUGUACAUUUUGUUCAGGGUAGAAAAACUUAACUUUAGAAAAAAUAUUUCGAAGCAGGUACAGAUGUUGAUAUUUCUACUUUGCUGUUAGUAUUGAGAUGUUCAAGAGACAUUUGAAGUCGUGGCCCUAUGUUACAGGGUGACAACCAGCGUCAUCAAAAUGGCGGUACGUACGACGUAUGUCGUCCAAGCUUCAUCUGAGAAUUUUUUUCCAAUCUUUCAUGUAGGAUAGGUUACACACUUACUGAAGAACUAUGGAAGCCCUAGCUCGAAGGGUUAGCUGCCGCCAUUUUGAUGAUGUGGGUUGUAGCCCGUGUAGUACGUACAUGUACAUGUACUGACCAACCUCGUGCAAUGAACUACCAUGGGACCACUGUGGAAUAUAUGUACUGAGUUGAGAUGACUGUACUUGUCUUAAUAAGCAACGUAUAAUCGUGUUUAAAAACGUAUUACGCGUCCUACAAAUUAUGAUUAUUGGUAUCAAAGCGCAUCUUCAAAUGUGUGUAGGGGAGGGGCCAGGACAUUUGGUUUUUGUACAAAAACAGGCAUAUUCAUCAAGGCUUCAAAAUACACUUACCACAAAUUUCAAUCUCCGAAAGCUACGCUGGGUGGCUAAACAUGUCUACUUGCUGUUUGUGGGAAAACACGCUUUGUUUUAAAGAGCUACAGCCGAUCAGAGAUAAACAAACACUGACCUUUGAACCUCCAGCUGGGAAUCGCCUAUAGGUAGCUGAGGGGGUGUACAUAUCCCCAAAAGAUGGAACAUAACACCUGUAUACAACGAGGUCACAAGUUUUGUCUAGAUUUCAAAAGUAAACAUACUUUUUGUCUACCUGGCAGAAAACUGGAAAAUCUGACCAGAAUUGGUCCCAGAAAAAAUUCUAUAAUAUAAUAACAGAAACUGCGCAGGUACAAUUCCUGGCCCCUCUCCUGUAGAAGAAAUACGCUGAAUUUUGAUUGAAUGAUUGACUUUCAAAUCUAGUGACAUUUGUUUCUAGAGACUCGUACUAGUUUUGUAUAUUACAUGUACUUGAAAGUUCAUAUUGGACUGUAUUUUAAACCAGAGAUAGAAGACAGUCACCUGAGUUGAAGGUUGCUAAAAAAUGAGGAGUACUAGUCGUACUCCCCAGAAAAUAUUAUAUAUCACAACACGAAUGGAUCGUUUAUAUUACAGAGUUAUAAAUAAAAUCUAUGGAAGCUUCUGCCA
Branchiostoma belcheri (Belcher's lancelet) is the source of this 3255-nucleotide messenger RNA. RefSeq names its product solute carrier family 43 member 3-like. The transcript is spliced from 11 exons. NCBI's taxonomy places the organism in Eukaryota, Metazoa, Chordata, Leptocardii, Amphioxiformes, Branchiostomatidae. The record is from RefSeq and is a predicted model, not a curated record. Bases 593 to 1351 code for a protein of 252 amino acids.